AUGGCAACUAUGGUGGCAAACAGGGCGAUGGACGUGAAAGGUUUGGCGGCGGCAGCACGGACUCACACUCAGGCAUUCCCCAGAUAUGCAGAGAUUGUCCACCUGACCCUGCCGGAUGGCACCAAGAGAAGUGGACAGGUGUUGGAAGUGAUAGGCAGCAAGGCAGUCGUCCAGGUGUUUGAGGGAACAUCAGGAAUUGAUGCCAAGAAGACGGCCUGUGAGUUUACUGGCGAUAUCCUGCGUACCCCUGUAUCUGAGGACAUGCUAGGGCGCGUGUUCAAUGGCUCAGGCAAACCUAUCGACCGUGGACCAAAUGUUUUGGCUGAGGACUAUCUGGACAUUAUGGGUCAGCCAAUCAACCCUCAGUGCCGUAUUUACCCUGAGGAGAUGAUCCAGACUGGAAUCUCGGCCAUCGAUGGCAUGAACAGCAUUGCCCGUGGACAGAAGAUCCCAAUUUUUUCAGCUGCUGGGCUGCCACACAAUGAGAUUGCGGCUCAGAUUUGUCGGCAGGCAGGUCUGGUGCAGAAGUCCAAGGAUGUAAUGGACUACAGCGCGGACAACUUUGCUAUUGUCUUCGCAGCUAUGGGGGUCAACAUGGAAACUGCUCGGUUCUUUAAGUCAGACUUUGAGGAGAAUGGCUCCAUGGAUAAUGUGUGUCUUUUCCUAAACCUGGCUAACGACCCUACCAUUGAGCGUAUCAUCACCCCACGCCUGGCACUGACCACAGCAGAGUACCUGGCCUAUCAGUGUGAAAAGCACGUUCUGGUCAUCCUGACUGACAUGAGCUCUUACGCUGAGGCUCUUCGAGAGGUCUCGGCUGCGCGAGAGGAGGUGCCCGGCCGUCGAGGUUUUCCUGGCUACAUGUACACUGACCUGGCUACCAUCUAUGAACGUGCUGGUCGUGUGGAAGGCAGGAACGGCUCCAUCACUCAGAUCCCCAUCCUCACUAUGCCCAACGAUGAUUAUGAUGAUACCAUUACGACCCAUGCAGUAGUUGGCAGCAGCUUUCCCCUCCUACUGUAUUUAGAAUUAGAUUCUCAUGUAUUUCCUCUCUCCUGCACAGGCCCCUAUGACAAUAGGACGGUGUACGAAACCUUGGACAUCGGCUGGCAGCUGCUGAGAAUCUUCCCCAAGGAGAUGCUAAAGCGAAUUCCUCAGAGCACACUGGCCGAGUUUUACCCCAGGGAAUCUGCUGUCCGCCACUGAGGCUCACCAAGACGUCUUGGUAUCUCCACUCAUCUUUCAACCCACUGUUCUAUCCUUUCCUUCUCUCUAGAGCAGCGGUGUCAAACUCAUUUUGGUUCAGGGGCCACAUACAACCUAAUUAGAUGUCCAGUGGUUUUUUUUUGGCUUUGUUUACAUGGAAAAAGUACAUUAGAUACAUCUUUAUAUUUAAUGAAAUAUAAUUUUAUGAAACAUUUCCUGAACAUGAAGUGUUUGUGUAUUUUUUUUUUUUUUUUUUUCCCUUUUUCAAAAUUCAUCGAGCGGGCCUGAUUCAACGCGAGGGCCGUAUGUUUGACACCCCUGCUCUAGGGGCUUGGUAAAUCAUGUUACCUUUCCACACCCCUCUAAAAAAAAACAGCUUUUCCUCAUUUGCAUUACCUCAGAUUCUUCUCCUUCCUUCCUAUGGAUCUACCACCCUUCUCCAUUUCCCUGAAUAGAGCAAAGUAUCUAUAAACCCCUUCUUUAGAUGUACUGCAUUGUAUUUGUGACAAUAUUCUGUGUAUGAAAAUUGUAUAUCCUUGAUGGCAAAAAGUGAAAAUAUCUCUUAAAUGGUUGAACAGAAUAUAUUUAUUUAGGGUGGAUCUCAUUUUAUCAACAUGUGCUACGAAACAUCAGCCCUUCCAAAAAUGAGGUGAACAGAACUGUUUGUCUACAAAUGGAAGUGAAUAAAUUUAAACAACCGUCGAAUAUCUGGAGUCGCCACCAUUUAGGUGGUGAUGCUACAGCACAAUUAGUAAUUCUGUUCGUCAACCUCUUGUAUUGAACCAUUUACAGUUGCAUAUUUUUAGGUCUCGGUUCAAGACAUUUUGAGUUAUCAAAAAGAUGAAACGUUUACUCCGUGUUGCUCCUCUGGUACUUUAUCGUAUCCUAAUGUCUUAAAACAAUUCAAAAGAUGUUAACCCUAUUAUGUGUUGUGGUUGUUUUUUUGUUUUUUUUUGUUUUUUGUUUUGGGUCACCCUAGAAGUAUGAGCGUACAUUCCCAUGUGUUGGAAAAACUAGUUUUAUUGUGUAUCAGGAUGUUGUGAGUGUAUGUGUCCACAAAUAAAAUAAAUUAUUUGAAAAUGUA
Cynoglossus semilaevis (tongue sole) is the source of this 2290-nucleotide messenger RNA. RefSeq names its product ATPase, H+ transporting, lysosomal, V1 subunit B, member a (gene atp6v1b2a). Lineage: Eukaryota; Metazoa; Chordata; Actinopteri; Pleuronectiformes; Cynoglossidae. The transcript has 11 exons. The coding region runs from base 1 to 1206 and encodes 401 amino acids. Gene Ontology annotation, molecular function: ATP binding; proton-transporting ATPase activity, rotational mechanism. Gene Ontology annotation, biological process: ATP metabolic process; vacuolar acidification; proton transmembrane transport. The record is from RefSeq and is a predicted model, not a curated record.